UUGGAGAACUCUUCAAAAUUAACAAUUUGAUUGUAAACAGCGCUUCCUCUAAUUUAUAUAUACUUUGUGGUAACUUCCAGAUGUCAGUUUGUGGACUCCUUACCAAAGAGUUGUACGCUGAAGAAUUUUAUUGAAUCAUCUCUUCUUGUUUUUCGCAGAAUUGUUCCAAUUACUUAACUGAAUAUACAAAAAUAUGCUGUAAAAUCAUAUUUUGAAGCAUACAUUCUUCAUAAAAUUUUGUUUUUUGCAUAUCAGCUACCAAAUUCAACAAAAUAAGUCUUAAAUAAAAUUACUGAAAUGUCAUCUGCAAUAUAUUUGGAAAACUACUUAGAUGGUUUAGAAUCGCUACCUACAGAGCUAGAGCGUAAUUUUAAGCUUAUGCGUAAGUUAGAUGAUCGGGCUCAAACUGCUAUGAAGAGCAUUGACAGUCAUGCAAAAGAGUUUAUGCGAAAAUUAUCAAACAGCGGCAAUGCAAUGAGUGAUGAGGAACGUAAAGAAAGGCUACUUGAUAUUCAAUCGCUAUUCGGUAAAGCAAAGGAGUACAGUGAUGAUAAAGUUCAGUUAGCAAUCCAAACGUAUGAACUUGUGGAUAAACAAAUAAGGCGUUUAGAUAAUGACUUGGCAAGAUUUGAAGGUGAAAUUCAAGAAAAAUCUGUAUCUGUACGAAGUAAAUCUGAAGAAGCCAUUUUAAAAAAGAAUCGGAAAAAAACUACUGAGGCUAAGGUGACUGGCAAGAAGCGACGCCCUUCUUCAUCAGAAGAUGACUUAAGAACAAAUGCACCAGGUAUAAGUGGCAGCAUAGCUGGAGUACAAGGCAGCAAAAAAAAGAAGCAGAAAAUAAAUACUGAAAAGGAAGUUCGACGUAAAGGCAUUAAGAAAACGAAUGAUGUGAAUGACUCAGAGAAAGAAUCAUGUCAUGCUUCAAUUACACAUCCUGCCGAUGUUUUAGAUAUGCCAGUGGAUCCUAACGAGCCAACAUAUUGUCUUUGCCACCAAGUAUCAUAUGGCGAAAUGAUUGGUUGUGACAACCCAGAUUGUCCUAUUGAAUGGUUUCAUUUUGCAUGUGUUGGCCUCACAACUAAACCAAAAGGAAAGUGGUUUUGUCCAAAAUGUACACAAGAUCGAAAGAAAAAAUAAUUGUUAUAAGCAAUUGUUACGUUUCUCUAGUUUUAGUUAAUAUUUUGCCUUAAUUAAUAAGAAUAUACAGUAUCUUUUUAUCUAUAAGAUUCACAUACAUUGCAUAUGUUUACAUA
Molecule: messenger RNA, 1253 nt
Organism: Teleopsis dalmanni
Lineage: Eukaryota; Metazoa; Arthropoda; Insecta; Diptera; Diopsidae
Product: inhibitor of growth protein 5-like
Exons: 2
Coding region: 298-1137 (279 amino acids)
Biological process (GO): regulation of DNA-templated transcription
Cellular component (GO): nucleus
Source: RefSeq, a predicted model, not a curated record